UUCAGUUUGACAUUUAGCAGUUUCACAACUCAAUGGAGUUUUUACGUUGAAAAUUUUGAAAUCGUUUUUUUUUUGUUUUUGACUAUCGUCACUUUGAAUGUUAAUUUUGAACAAAUUCAUCGAAUGAAUUUCAAAAUCAAAUAAAAUAAAGUGAAAAAGAAACCAAAAAUAUCAUUAGCAUUUUAAUUGAGAUUGGAAACGGGAAAAAAACAAAAUUGCAAGUAGAAACAAGAACCGUCUCCAAUACAAAUAGAACAGUAGUAUGUAAAUGAUGCCAUUGAAAGUGAAGUUGACAAUGACGUCUAGAGUCUAGUAGAAUUCCAAAAAAGAAAACGAGCCAAAUUCCAUGCGCGCUUGGGAUUUUACAACAAAACGCACACACACACACAACCACACACACAUGGGCAACGACACACUCAACAAAUAUCAACAAAUCCAUGAGUAGUGUUAAUAAUACAAAGCACAUUUUGGCAUAGAAUAAAAAUCUGCUGUUAAGCAGAUGACUUUUUAAUCAAAUUAGAAGGCAACGAGUGAUAGAGAGAAGAAAAAAAUAAGUUACGAAAACUAUACAGCCGAAUUGAAUGUGUGGUAUUGGUCGAAAGUGUGCUUCAUAGAGUUUUAUGUGGUGUACUUGAAUAGUGUUUUCGUUCGAUCAAUUGCCACAGGACAUAGAUUGGUCAAAGUAAAGGAGGUACCCAAUAGUCGUAGUACGAAAAUUGAAACCAAAGCAAAAUCAAUAAAUGAAAUAUACGGGCAUGAGGGCAUAGUAUGAGAAGUCGAAUGUGUCCCAUUGUUUCGGAAUAGUGUGCUGUAACAGUAAUUUUAAAAUUCGAAAAAUAAAUAGAGUGUUUUCGUGUGGUGUGUGCAGCAACGGAAUUAGCAUUAAAUAAAAAAACACAUCGAUUUCACAAAAUGAAAAACCGAUCUCAAUCAGACGUGACGAGCCCAGAGCAGCCAAGCGCCACUGGCCUGCGACCCAAUGAUCCAUUCAUUUCGGUCAACGAACGGCCUGUCGAUGAUAUUUCCCUGGAUUUUUUCUACAAACCACACACAGUCACUCUACUGGCCGUGUCAAUCAUAUCGAUGAUGUAUUUUGCAUUCGUACGCGAUGAACAGGAUAAUCAAGGGAAUAUUUGGGCUGGCAUGCUCUGCGUCAUAUUCUUUUUCUUAAUCAUAUCGGUGCUUGCAUUUCCCAAUGGACCGUUUACACGGCCACAUCCGGCCGUUUGGCGGAUCAUUUUCGGUGUUUCUGUUAUUUAUUUAUUGUUCAUUAUAUUCCUAAUGUUCCAAAACUACAAAGUUAUCAUGGAGAUCUUUUAUUGGUUCGAUCCGAGUCUUCGAUCAUUUCAGAUUGACAUGGACAAGGACUACGGAGUGAACUGCUCGCAUGUGACAUUGGAGAGAAUUUGGUCGCAUAUCGAUGUGUUUGCCUACGGUCAUUUCUUGGGCUGGAUGUUCAAGGCAAUUCUCAUUCGUCACGUUGGAAUUCUCUGGGCAAUUUCGGUGAUGUGGGAAAUAACGGAGAUCACAUUCGCUCAUUUGUUGCCCAAUUUCAUCGAAUGCUGGUGGGAUGCAUUGAUUUUGGAUGUACUAAUUUGUAAUGGGCUUGGAAUUUGGUGUGGCUUGAAAAUUUGCAAAAGGCUUGAGAUGCGUGAAUACAAAUGGGCAAGCAUUCGGGAUAUUUCAACGACAACCGGCAAACUGAAGCGUGCUGUUCUACAAUUCACCCCAGUCUCUUGGACAACGAUGCGUUGGUUGGAUCCAAAUUCAACGUAUAUGCGACUCUUGUCAGUGUCACAAUUGGUGGUAUUCUGGCAAGUUACCGAACUCAAUACAUUCUUUUUGAAGCAUAUUUUCGAGAUGCCACCAUCACAUCCGAUCGUUGCCAUUCGCUUAAUAUUUAUCGGUUUAAUUGUGGCGCCGUCCGUUAGACAAUACUAUAUCUAUGUAACGGAUCCAAAUUGCAAGCGACUCGGCACUCAAUGCUGGGUAUAUUGUGCUAUCAUGGUGUCUGAGGCCAUACUUUGCAUCAAAAAUGCACGCGAAUUGUUUGAACGAACACAAGCUGUCAAUAUCAUUGUUUGGUUGCUGAUUCAACUGAUCAUCUCGAUUAUUUUCGUGUACGGUUGUAUCUUGUACCAUCGGUACACACAGAAAGAAUCGACUGAAGAAGAAGAUGCUCUAGUCAAUGACGACUUGAAAUAUACAAAAGAACAAAGCAGCGAAAAUUCCACUGAAGCCGAACAGGGAAAAACACUCAAAGCCGACUAAAUUAAACCAAACCAAAUCAAAAAAAAGACAAGGAGAACUAAUUCCUUGCAUUUCUAUUUACUUCGAAAAAUUACCGCAAUUGGAAAAAAAAAUCAUUUUUUUACCAAAACUUUAAAAAAAAAAUCAUGUUGGAAGUGAAUGUGUGCCCCCUCGAACUGAAUGAAAUAUCGGAAGAAGGAAAAAAAAACAAUGUCAACUGAUGCCAUAAUGUCAACUGAACGUAGAAUUAUUACUAGUGAGGGCAUUGUGAUAACAAAAUAAAUACAGAGCUAAUUGUAUGAAUUGGAUUAUUUGUAAAUAAAGAAGAAAAGCAUUGAUUAAGACUUUUCUGAUAGACCAAAUAAAAAUCACAAAAACAGCGAUGAGCCAAGCAAAUCCACUUAAAAUUAUUAGACUCAAAUGAAAUACUAAUUAGUGAAAUCAAAGUAGCAUUUAAAUUAAAUUGAUUACACACAAAACCAAAAUAUUCUCAAGUGUCUCGACUAUCUGAUAUGAAUGUAUGAAAAUAAAAGAAAAUCGUAUCUUUUA
Messenger RNA from Sitodiplosis mosellana (orange wheat blossom midge), 2799 nucleotides. RefSeq names its product phosphatidylserine synthase (gene l(3)77CDf). The coding region runs from base 913 to 2271 and encodes 452 amino acids. Gene Ontology annotation, biological process: phosphatidylserine biosynthetic process. The record is from RefSeq and is a predicted model, not a curated record. NCBI's taxonomy places the organism in Eukaryota, Metazoa, Arthropoda, Insecta, Diptera, Cecidomyiidae. The transcript is spliced from 7 exons. Gene Ontology annotation, molecular function: L-serine-phosphatidylethanolamine phosphatidyltransferase activity.